Messenger RNA from Lactuca virosa, 315 nucleotides. NCBI's taxonomy places the organism in Eukaryota, Viridiplantae, Streptophyta, Magnoliopsida, Asterales, Asteraceae. The record is from the annotation of a GenBank genome assembly.
AUGGAUGCUCCGAUGUUUAAGCAUCAAUUGAAGGGAAUUGGAGAUCUUAUGGUUAUGGAUCAUAUGAAGGGAAAUUAUGCGUUAAAGAUGUGGAAAUUUGGAAGAAUUUUCGAGAGAAAUUUCAUGAGGAUUUUGGAAGAAAAAAAUUGUGUGAUGUUUGGUUUGGUAUUGGCCUAUAUCUUGUUGGAAACAGGAAAUGAGCAUUUGGAGAUUGCACAUCGCAAAGUUAAUGAUGCAAGUAUUGGUGAUAGGAGAGAAGCUUUUGCGAUUGCAUCAAGGGUUAUCAUAUUGGCUAAAAGGAUUGUGAAUUUGUGA